This is a messenger RNA of Penicillium expansum, 1317 nucleotides long. RefSeq lists its product as uncharacterized. The record is from RefSeq and is a predicted model, not a curated record. The transcript has 2 exons. The coding region runs from base 1 to 1317 and encodes 438 amino acids. NCBI's taxonomy places the organism in Eukaryota, Fungi, Ascomycota, Eurotiomycetes, Eurotiales, Aspergillaceae.
AUGACGCGCGAUGGCCAUCAGCCGCUUCGAGAUAACGGUCAGCCUCAGCAAUCCGGUGCGGCGCCCAUGAGAUCAGAGGAUUCCUGGAUCGACGUGUCCUCGCAACCGUCCUCUUCCUCCUUUUCCUCUGCUGCCACGAAUGAAGAUAUAAUCACCACCGGCUUACAGAUCGAGCGUGGGGAAGCGGGCGCAUAUCAGCGCCGCAAUAGACGACGCCGUCUACAACAUCUUGCUAAUAUCACUACAGCCCAGGUGGACUAUUCAUCGCGGGAUGCUAGCCAAGCCAGUAGCAGUCAAGAGGAAUACGAGGAGAGCGAGAGCGAGUCUGAUCGCGUCCUUAGUAGCUCAAAUGAGGAUAUAAUCCGCCCAACGUUGCCGGCUGCAUUAUCUGCGCGCUCUGCACCCCUAUCAUCGAGUUCAGACGCUGCAUCCAGCGACGAUGAAGAUGAUACUUCUACUGCCCUAGGAAUGGGAAUCAGCCCAUCACCUUUUGUACCUCAACCAAACAUAUUCACACACCCACCAGCCACGUCAGAACCUGGAUGGCCUGCACGGCGUUCUCAACCAAGUGUCCCGUCUACCUCUACUCACCGCGCAGCGUCACGAAGAGAAUCCUACCCUAGCCCACGAUCAUCACGGAGGACCCAGUAUCAACACAGCCCUUACAAUAUGAUCUCACCUUCCCACCAUGCCGACCACGAUGCCGCCCUUCGUGCCAGCCUAUCAACACUUCUUUCAUGUGCAGCUGCCGCCAGAGGCCUCCCAAAGAAUGAUAAUCGACCAUCACCUACCCCAGCUCCCCCCUCAGGAGGCGGACAACCCGCUUCGUUCCGACUAGUAGGUGCAUCAGUUGCCAUGGGGGAUGAGGGCAGCGAUGAAGAGACCUCAUCCUCGCCGCAGUAUCCAGAAUCAAGUCCGUCUAUAGGAGCACCACAGAGGCACCUCAGAGCACCAACGCUCUCAUCUGACCCAACUGCCGCCAAAGCAAAGCGCCGUUCAAGUUCUCCUAAAGACCGCGGUGUUGCCUCGAAGAAGAGUCGUCGCGUGAGCAUGACAGAUUCAACAAUGACUGUCAGCCCCACGAUCAUGACAUGGGUCAUCAGCGCCGGCGUUGUCGUUCUUUUCUCCGCAAUCAGCUUUUCCGCGGGGUAUAUGAUUGGUCGUGAGGUUGGGCGAGCUGAGGUUGGAAUGAUGGGAGAUGGUGUUCCUGGCCCUCGCCCCUCAGCAGCGUGUGGUCAGGAAGCGGUCCGCGGCGGACUCCGAAAACUGCGUUGGGGUUCUGCGGCUGCAGGAUCUGCUAGUCUUGCAUCAAUGUAA